This is a messenger RNA of Cantharellus anzutake, 1103 nucleotides long. RefSeq lists its product as uncharacterized. The record is from RefSeq and is a predicted model, not a curated record. Bases 305 to 772 code for a protein of 155 amino acids. The transcript is spliced from 2 exons. Lineage: Eukaryota; Fungi; Basidiomycota; Agaricomycetes; Cantharellales; Hydnaceae.
AUGGAAUAAGAACCAAAGUGUGCCCAUAAUGGGUUGCGAUUUAAUGGAGGUGCGAGAUUAAGUUAGACUUAGGCUGUGUGCCAGGAGCCCUGGCACUUAUGUGUUUGCCUUUUGCUGAACGCUUUGACGUGAUGUGUUUCACUCUCUGUGCCGUACCCGCUGUUGGCCUGUUCACAUUACUGAUACGCCGCGCUCAUGCUGAUUUAGUGAUCGUCUGCUGUCGCGGAUCUUCUCGGGCUGAUCACGUAGGUUUUUCCUGCCUGCUGUCUUCGCAUGUCCACCUCUUUUUGUUCUUCGUUACUUGAUGUCCUGGUUAGCACGGCGGUGCAUGAAGGUGAGACCUUCCGUUACGUGGGCUCCCGGGAUGUUCUUCGCCAUUGGCCAUUCGGGUCAUUCCUGUAACCAUAGUACCAGGGCUCUCGGGCGCGAUCAGAUCAAGAACCCAACACCAGCUUUCUAUACCUCUGUGGGACUACAGAGGGCUGGGCUUCCUUUUCUUCUCGGCCCUCUAUAUAGGGGCAUGCAUUCGAGAAUUAGGUCGGAAUUCCUUGACCCGUGCUCUGUUCACACCGCCACGUACAACCGCCCCCCAGUAGCUUCAGCAGUUCUCCAGAAGUCCCGAUGCGAUUCUGGAGUGUCUUUGCCUUCACAAUCUCUCUACUUCCCAAAGCUGCAGCUGAUUUCCACGUUGGCUCAGCCCGUUGCACGCUGUCCCUGCCAAACACUGCGGCUCAGGAAGCCGAGUUUGGGGUCAUCAUCCCGUGGAACCUAGACGGUUGUGUAGGUGCAACGGCCUCGUACUUUGGUCAGGGCGUGCAACCUGGACCUGGAAUGACUAUGACGGCUUGCGGUGCUUGGAUUACGGUUCUCAACAACCAAACAUGGCGCAGCUCGGAUGGGGAAACCGGGCUUUGUUAUCCGGCCGCGGUCAUCACGGCGUGCUCGAAUAAACCCUACGAAAAUUGUAUAUAUUCCGAUUGGGUGUGGUGUGCGUCGAGCUUGUGCAACUAGAAAGGGAAGUUGGCCUCAGGAUCUGGGGCAGUUGGCAUGUUGCAACUCAAGUAGGAAUUACAGUGUGUGCUACAGCCGAUUCCAAAAAAAAU